AUCUCAAGGUAGAAGUGUAUGCGUGCAUGUUAGGCUGUUAGCAAUGGAGAUGGGAAGAUCGAUAUGGCUUACGGUGCUGAUCCCUGCGAUCAUGGUGUCCUCCUUCUACGGCGAGACUGCCGCAACCGACUGGGAGACGGCAACGGCGGGAGGGCCGCCGCCGGAGACGAACGUGCUGUGCGUCAGCAAGUGCGGGACGUGCCCGACGUUAUGUUCGUCGCCGUCGCCGCCGCCACCGUCGUCACCGAACAGUGACGGCAGCGGCUACUCCUCGCCGUCGCCUCCGCGCUCCACGACGCCGCCAUCUCCGCCGGCCGGGCAGCAGCCGCAGGCAAAGGGAGGGAGCCCCAGCGGCUACUACUACUUCCUCACCGCCGGGAGCGGCCGGAGCUGCGCCGCGUCGAGCGUUCGCUACACGCUGCUGCUGCUCCUGGCGGUUCUUCCCUUCCUCGUCGCUGUUUAA
Molecule: messenger RNA, 463 nt
Organism: Lolium rigidum
Lineage: Eukaryota; Viridiplantae; Streptophyta; Magnoliopsida; Poales; Poaceae
Product: cbp/p300-interacting transactivator 4-like
Exons: 1
Coding region: 44-463 (139 amino acids)
Source: RefSeq, a predicted model, not a curated record